CUAGCAUAUUAUAGCCCAUGUUACCCUUGAUGUAGUAUCGUCUCCUUAGGCUAGUCGAUCGUUCCAAAGUCCUGGGGAAAACAAUAUACUCCAGCCAGCCGGCCUACUGAGAAUGGAUCCGGAAAAGACGGAGAACGAGUCUGUCGAGACAACUACGACAAUUCCCAAUCUAGAUUCUUCGACCAUGGAACCAGAUUCGGAAAGGGGUGUUGAGGAGGGAUCUAACAGUCGCGAACUUGCUGCUGAUGAGAAAGAUCCGAAUAUCGUCGACUGGGAUGGACCGAACGAUCCAGAAAAUCCGAUGACCUGGCCCGACAGUAAGAAAUGGAUCAAUAUCAGUAUCAUAUCAAUCAUCACCAUUGUGACCCCCUUAGGUUCUUCGAUGUUUGCCCCCGGUAUUCCUGGUAUUAUGGUCGAAUUCCAUUCAACAUCAUCUACCGUAGCCACCUUCCUUCUCUCGAUAUAUAUCCUAGGUUUUGCUUUCGGUCCUCUACUAGUAGCUCCGCUAAGCGAAAUCGUCGGCCGCCAACCCCUUUACGUGGUCGGUAACAUAGUUUUCGUCCUCUUCACCGUCGGCGCCGCUCUUUCCAACAGCAUCGGAAUGUUAAUGGCAUUCCGAUUACUCAUGGGCCUUGCCGGAUCUAUUCCCAUCACCAUCGGAAGUGGUACAAUCGCAGAUAUAAUGCCAAUUGAGAAACGUGGCAGAGCCAUGUCGCUUUGGUCAUUAGGCCCCCUCUUGGGCCCUUGUAUUGGGCCCAUCGCUGGUGGUUACUUGAUCCAGGCCGCUGGCUGGAGGUGGGUGUACUGGCUGAUGGUAAUUCUUGCCGGAAUAUUCAUCCCUGUUUCCGUCAUCUUCCUCAAAGAAACUUUCGCCCCUGUCCUUCUCGAACGCAAGACUCAGAGGCUCCGCAAGGAGACAGGCAACACAAACUUAUGCAGCAAGCUUUCAGACAGACUCAGCCCUAUAGAUAAAUUCAAAGUAGCCAUAGUUCGCCCGCUAAAACUCCUAGUAUUAACGCCGAUCGUCACACUGAUGUCGUUAUAUGUCGCGAUAGCUUACGGAAUCCUAUAUCUUCUCAUUACUACCUUUUCGUUCGUGUUUACGGAUCAGUACGGCUUCAGCGAGGGCGACAACGGCCUAACAUUCCUCCCAUCCGGAAUAGGUUUCAUAGUUGGCGUUGUAUGCUUCGGACAGCUCGUAGAUUGGAUGGUCAAACGAAACCAGGCGAAGGGCAUCGCGCAUAAACCCGAAGCUCGUCUUGUACCCGCCCUUACGAUUCCCUGCGGCCUCACACUCCCCAUCGGCUUGUUCAUAUACGGCUGGACUACCCAGUACGCAGUGCACUGGAUUGUCCCUAUGAUUGGCGUUCUCAUUUUCAGCGCCGGAUUAAUGGGCGUAAUGUUUUGCAUACAGAACUACCUUGUCGAUACGUAUCUCCGCUAUGCAGCAUCUGUCACAGCGGCAAUGACCGUCCUUCGGUCCUUGCUAGGUGCGCUUCUCCCCCUGGGUGGUCUCGAGAUGUACAACGCUCUAGGCCUUGGAUGGGGCAACAGCUUGCUCGGGUUCAUCUCACUUGCACUCAUCCCGAUACCUGUCAUUUUCUAUGUGUUCGGCGAGAGGAUAAGGGGCAGGUUCAACGUCAAGUUAUGAUGAUGCCUAUUUGAUCGUUAGUAGGUAGUUGGCCAUUAACAGUAGCUCAAUAGAUUGAACAUAAGCCGUCGUUCAAACAUCGGCUGUUUCUCCUUCCCGUUUAGCUUCUCAUGAGACCUGAUGAGAGAAUUAUCUUCAUGGAAUUUGUGAUCCUUCCAAUCUGAUACAUAGAAAUUCACGUAACAGCAAUUGAAUGCCACUUUUCGUAUAUCAUUACAUGCCAAAGGGGGGGAAUAGAUAGAAUGGGAUUCUGUGAUGAUUUAUACAUAGAAGUUGUACAGUGUUCGGAGAUACCCGGUGUUCUCGGUAGCCGUCGUAGCCGGAGCGGGGCCGGGGGGGGGGGUAAGGCCUAGAAUUUCCUCAGAUGCUUUUGUCGUUGCGUGAUCUCGACUC
Annulohypoxylon truncatum is the source of this 2044-nucleotide messenger RNA. Its product is annotated as MFS general substrate transporter. Gene Ontology annotation, molecular function: transmembrane transporter activity. Bases 113 to 1651 code for a protein of 512 amino acids. NCBI's taxonomy places the organism in Eukaryota, Fungi, Ascomycota, Sordariomycetes, Xylariales, Hypoxylaceae. The record is from RefSeq and is a predicted model, not a curated record. Gene Ontology annotation, biological process: transmembrane transport. The transcript has 5 exons.